Hypoxylon fragiforme is the source of this 1309-nucleotide messenger RNA. Its product is annotated as NAD(P)-binding protein. Gene Ontology annotation, molecular function: oxidoreductase activity. The transcript is spliced from 2 exons. NCBI's taxonomy places the organism in Eukaryota, Fungi, Ascomycota, Sordariomycetes, Xylariales, Hypoxylaceae. Bases 116 to 1084 code for a protein of 322 amino acids. The record is from RefSeq and is a predicted model, not a curated record.
AGACUUGAAGAAGUCCUAGAAUAUACCUAUAUAUAUAUAUAUAUAUAUUACACCUGCCUAGGAUAUCCCCCCCCCCCCAAAAAAAAAACAGUGCCUAGGUACCUUAUCAGCCACCAUGACGGACCCAUCAACCCCCCCAUCCGUCCUCAUCAUCGGCGCCGGCGAGCUCGGCACCGCCGUCCUCGAGGCGCUGGCCAAGCACCCCAAGCGCAACGGCGGCAGGAUCGCUGUUUUGCUACGCCCGCCUACCACCACCACCAUCACUGAUGACCCGGCGAACAAAAAAGCAAAGGUAGUAGAACACAUACACUCGCUAGACGCCACCCUCGAAACAGCCGACGUGGCAACGGCUUCCGUCGCGGACCUCGCCGCCGUGUUCGCUCGCUACGACGUCGUGGUCGCGUGCGCUGGGUUCGGGUUGCCUGCUGGCACGCAGGUGAAGGUUACGCGGGCGGCGCUGCUGGCUGCGUCGGCGGGGAAGAGGAUGCGGUACAUCCCGUGGCAAUGGGGCAUCGACUACGACGUCGUCGGCCAAGGCAGCGCGCAGGAUCUGUUCGACGAGCAGCUGCAGGUGCGACAACUCUUGCGGUCCCAGUCACAGCUAGGCUGGACGAUCGCAUCGACGGGCUUGUUCAUGAGCUUCCUCUUCUUGCCGGCCUUCGGGGUCGUGGAUAUAAAGGGGGAAACGGUUAGGGCGUUGGGGGGCUGGGAUAGGAAGAUUACGCUUACGGCUGCGCGGGAUAUCGGGAGGAUGGCGGCGGUGGUUGUUUAUGAGCCCCGCGGCGAGGAGGAGGAGGAGGGGGUGGUUUAUGUGGCGGGGGAUACGGUCACGUAUGCGCGGGUUGCGGAGUUGGUGGAGGGGAGGUUUGGGGGGGAGUGGAAGAGAGAGGUUUGGACUGAGGAAGGGUUAAAGGAGAGGCUAAAGGAGAAUCCGGAGGAUGGGAUGCUCAAGUAUGCGAGUGUGUGGGCGAAAGGGGAUGGUGUGGCGUGGGAGAUGGAGGAGACGCUGAAUAGGAGGCGCGGGGUCGAGAUGAUGGGGUUGGAGGGAUAUUUGAGGGAGAUGGCGAUGGGUGAUGUUGAAUAGAGAGUUCCGAGAGCCUCGAUAAAAGCUUCACAACUGUUAGACAUGGACUUACAUGAAGUUGAGAUUCAGGGGUUAUAUUCAUAGGAACUUCCAAUCUCGAAUACCUAUGAGCCAAGGUCAUGCGUACACGUAGUCUUUGAAAUCUGCACUUCCCCUAUCACUAUGGCCCUGCGGCACGGUGAUGCGGUAUCAUUUACUUUCGCGCACAGCGCCGCAAAGACACGU